UUUAUAUCUUUCGUUUCGUACGGUUCGUUUAUGGUGUUUAUCUGGGGAACGGCUGCAUGUAAAAUUUCCUAUGCCAUUUUUAUUCGGAUAACAUUUGCAACCAGAGAACAUUUUCACUAAUUCGUUCAUUGUAAAUUUAUGUUGCUCGAAUGUUUGAACAAUUUAUGAAUGUUUGCGCGAAGUAAAUGAAAAUUGUUGAUAACAUUAAAGUUUUUGGUGAAAACGCCGUUUUAUGGAUAUAAAGUGAAAUUGCGUUAAACAUUUUGGAUAACAUAACUCCACGUUUCAUCAUAUGGUAGCCAUAUAAUAUACUACAUACAUCAAGCAUUGACAAUUCGGAUUAUGAUUAUGAUUUUUUUCGUGGUAGGCGUUUCGUACUAGUAGUGAGAGGUUGGUGUUGCAUAAAGACGUAAAUAGAGUUCGUUUGUUGACUCGUUGGCUAUGUUAAUUUCAUCAAUACACAAGCAGAACACUUUAAGAUAGAAACAAACGAAGAUGACAUCAAAAUAUGAUCGAAUUAAAUCGGAAUGUAAGAAAAAAAAUAUAUUGUGGGAAGAUCCCGACUUUCAGGCGGUACAAACAUCGGUUUUCUACUACCAAACACCGCCUUUCACAUUCCAAUGGAAGAGGUUAGCGGACAUUUCCGGUACACCGAUGUUUAUGAGUGAUGGAGAAAAUUUCGAUAUUAUACCGGGGAAAAUGGGUGAUCGUUGGCUGGUUUCCUGUUUGGGCGUUUUGUAUUCACUGAAAAACCUGUUCUAUAGAGUCGUACCUGCCGAUCAAAAUUUUGAAAAUUCAUACGGAGUUUUUCGAUUCCGUCUGUGGUGGUGUGGUGAAUGGGUCGAAGUUCUGGUCGACGACAGAUUACCAACGAUAAAUGGAAAACUGGCGUUUUUGCAACCGCAUAAAUCGAAUUGUUACUGGGCAGCGCUGUUGGAGAAAGCUAUUGCAAAACUGCAUGGAUCAUACGAAGCAUUAAAAUAUGGAACACGAUCGGAUGGAUUAAGUGAUCUAACUGGAGGAAUUGUUGAAACGAUUCCAGUGAAAUCAGGCAGCGAUUCAAUAAGACCAGCAAUCCUACGAUCCAUCCUAGACACAACAUGCAUAAUUACUUGUAUAGCAAUCAAAGGAAAUAGUUCGCAGUUCAAAUCACAGCCAGAGAAAUUGUCAAACGGUAUCGGCAUUGGCGUGAGUUAUCGACUAUGUUCACUGGACAAAGUCGAAAACAUGAUGGGUGAUUCCGUGCAACUGGUACGACUCAAAGAUCCGUUGGCUUCGGAAACAUUUGGAACAAAGACUGGAUUUAAUGGCGAAUGGUCAGCAAUGUCGAAUGCGUGGGAUAAGGUUUCGAUACAAGAACGAGACAGACUACUAGGACAACUGGAUGUCGGGGAGUUUUGGAUGUCUUUUAUGUCACUGACGGAGACGUUUACCAAUUUGGAGUGCAUUCAUUUGGACACCGACACAGCCAAGGAUGAAUUAUCGCUAUCCGAUCGACCUAGACGAUGGUCAAUGAAAAUGUUUCAGGGGUACUGGAGGAAAGGUGUUUCGGCUGGAGGCUGUCGAAAUCAUGAUUCGUUUCACAUCAAUCCUCAGCUGCAGCUUUUUGUUACGGACAAGGAAGAUGUCAUAAUUGCUUUGAACCAGCACACUGCUGUCGAGCCAAAGGUUAUUGGAUUUACGAUGUACAAGCUUACAAACGUCAAAAAUAAGGUGUCAGAGUCAUUAUCGAAAGAAUUUUUCAAGAGUCAAGUUAGUUUUAUUAACUCUGAUUAUGGGAAUUCAAGGCAUGUGAGCUACCGGUGUAAUCUAGAUGUAGGAAAAUAUUUACUUAUGGCAACGACUUAUGAACCAGGCGAAGAAUCCGGCUACACAGUUCGUAUACUAGGCAAUUCAUUGAAGUUAGCCCAAUUAGAAACGCAAACAAUGAUGCUCCUCGACCCAUUCCCUCCAAUAAGCAGUUUAAAGAAUGAAUCUGAUGCGGUCAAAGAGAAACGAUGUCAAUACGAACCAGUUUUUAUGCAACUAGCUGAUGAGAACAAAACCAUCAACUCCUUCGAAUUGCAAGAGCUUCUAGAGGCUUGCCUCCCGAACGAUUACAUCAAAAGUUGUGCUAGUCUUGAUAUUUGUCGACAAAUUGUUUCGCUUGUUGAUAAAACCGGAAUGGGACGAAUAAAUUUCCUGCAAUUUAAAACAUUCAUCGUCAACCUGAAAACGUGGCAGGGUGUGUUCAAAAUCUAUACAAAGGAGAAAAGUGGAAUCUUGAGAGCGGAAAGACUUCGUGAUGCUUUGUACGAUGUUGGAUUUCAGUUAAGCAGUGAUAUUAUGUCCAUAUUAAUGCUGAGAUACAUGAGAAAGGAUGGCACUUUGCGCAUGGGCGAUUUUUGCUCAGCAAUUUUACAUUUAACAACAGCUUUCGAAAUUUUUCAACGGAAGGAUCACGAUCAAGACAAUUUAAUAAAAAUUGAAAUGGUGGAUUGGAUAAAAUCGGUGCUCAGAUGUUAAUCGAUUAUUAACCCUCUGGAAACUGCUCUGGAAAUCGGUCACAGUUUUAUUUAUUAAAAUAUUUUUAAUGGAAACCAUGUUAAUAUAUUUGUAAAUUUUUUGUUUUUAUCACUAAGCUCGCUCAUAUAAUUGUAUAAAAUACAUUAAAUUUAAUAAAAACGAAAAAAAGCUUUACUCUAAUUUUGAGA
Molecule: messenger RNA, 2693 nt
Organism: Bradysia coprophila
Lineage: Eukaryota; Metazoa; Arthropoda; Insecta; Diptera; Sciaridae
Gene: CalpC
Product: calpain C
Biological process (GO): proteolysis
Cellular component (GO): cytoplasm
Molecular function (GO): calcium ion binding; calcium-dependent cysteine-type endopeptidase activity
Source: RefSeq, a predicted model, not a curated record